UUUUGAAACAUUCUUUGUUAUAUGAGAGAAUGGAUUUAUUUAAAGUAAAAGUGUCUAAAUUUGACCCGUCAAAGCCAAUCAUUUGAGACAGAGAUUGAUUUGGGCAGAUAGGAACCUUAAAGUUGUAGAAUCCCCCAGUCCUCAAUCUCGAUAUAACUAACGGAUUUUCGAUUUUUUCAAAACUAGCUUCCAAAUGCGUCUUUGUCCCCCUUUAAUUUAGCAGCAGAACCAAUAAUCAAGAUUCUCUAUAUCGUUUACUCAUCCACCUUUUCCUAAAUAUAUAUAACCUUGUAAAUUCCAAUCUGUUCUAUCCAUUAUUCCUUUCUUUCAUUUCCAUCUUUCUAAAUUCUUGCCUCUAUUUAGCUUUACUGUGUCAUCAAGAUCAUCAUUCCUUCAUGGAGACGAUUGAAUUGAAGGUGGAGAUGGUUGGCUUACACGAUAGAAGAUUGAGGAAGUGCCUGUCAAAACUGAAAGGGAUAGAAAAAGUAGAAGUGGAUGGCGAUUGUCAAAAAGUAGUGGUGACAGGUUAUGUACAUAGAAACAAAAUACUAAAAGCAGUAAGGAGAGCUGGUUUCAAAGCAGACUUCUGGUCUCCACAAAAUGAUCUACUUAAUGCAUAUGCCUAUGGAAGCUUAAGAUUCAACAACUUCAAUUUCUCCUAGAAAUAUCGAUUUUUCCUUUUCUUUUUUUGCCUUUCCAGUUCUCUAUAUAGGAGGAUACACCAAAGAAUAUGUUUUUUGUCUUUCUCAUUUUGCAUUUCUAAACAGAGGUGAUACAGUGGGAAUGGAAGAUACUUAAAUUUAUCAGUUUCUUGA
Messenger RNA from Olea europaea var. sylvestris, 815 nucleotides. RefSeq names its product heavy metal-associated isoprenylated plant protein 44-like. NCBI's taxonomy places the organism in Eukaryota, Viridiplantae, Streptophyta, Magnoliopsida, Lamiales, Oleaceae. Gene Ontology annotation, molecular function: metal ion binding. The coding region runs from base 396 to 662 and encodes 88 amino acids. The record is from RefSeq and is a predicted model, not a curated record. The transcript has 3 exons.